Molecule: messenger RNA, 300 nt
Organism: Paramuricea clavata
Lineage: Eukaryota; Metazoa; Cnidaria; Anthozoa; Malacalcyonacea; Plexauridae
Source: the annotation of a GenBank genome assembly
AUGAAAGGUUGUGUUGAAGUGUUUGACAGUGUGUAUAGCGAUCUUAGCCCUGAUACGAAUAUCCAGCUUUCCACAAUAUAUACGAACUUCACGAACAAUGAUGUUUUAGAAGUGGAAGUUGUCCCUGGCCAGCACCAGAGUGGAUCGGUGGAUUGUGGACUCUUCGCGAUUGCUUGGGCUUACGAAUUAGCCAACGGACACAGACCUGAACAUGUUAUGCUUGAACAGUCGAAGAUGCGAUCGCAUCUCUUGGCUUGCUUUCAGAAACAAAAGAUUAAUCGCUUUCCAGUAGCAAAUUAA